AUGGUUUUUAGAACGAGGCUGAGUCAGUCUUGCGCAGCCGCAUAAGCUAAUAUAAAGCGACAGUUUGGUUGUUGUAUCAUUGCAUAUCUCCGAAAUCGUUGGAAAAGACUAGAAUCUGAAAACUAUAUAGCUUAGAGUGAUAUAUCAUUCGAAGAUCUGUCCGGUUUAGAUUGUUGAGCGAUUUUUUUACGAGGCAUAUUAGCAAGAAUAAGAUGGCUUGUGGUGCUACGCUAAAGCGCAGUUUAGAAUUUGAUCCUCUUCAUUCUCCAGCUCGGUCUCCGAAACGAAGAAGAUGCACACCAAUGACUCUUUCACCGAAUAUCCCACCGACGAAACAACAUCAAACGACCGUUUCGCCAUUUUUAGCUUGUGCACCUAGACUUUCGCACGAGCAAAUUUAUGCCAACCUACAUGCAGAAAUUCGCCGUAUGCGAGCUAGAAGACAAUUAUCUCCGACUCAUUCGACAAUCUGUAUCGGUGAAACGUCACCGGGUUCGGCUACGGGACUAUCCUCACCUUGUAAACAAGAUAAGCCUCUAUUCACUUUCAAGCAAGUGAGUCUGUUUUGUGAAAAAAUGCUUAAGGAACACGAGGCUGAAUUACGAGAAGAAUACGACAAAGUUCUUGUCACGAAAAUGGCCGAGCAAUACGAAGCUUUUUUGAAAUUCAAUCACGAUCAACUGCGCCAACGAUUCAACGAUGCCGCAACCGCGAGCUAUGUCUCAUAG
Molecule: messenger RNA, 728 nt
Organism: Dimorphilus gyrociliatus
Lineage: Eukaryota; Metazoa; Annelida; Polychaeta; Dinophilidae
Source: the annotation of a GenBank genome assembly